AGGCAGUGCCAUCCCUAUGAGGUGACUACCUCAACCCCCGUCCUAUUGGCCAGCACCAGCUGUCCGAACCUUCCCCGCCUUCCCUGGGGAAUCCCUAAGACUGACACCUCGGGCUGACCAAUCGUGUGAGAGGGAACAGGCUUAGCCCCACCCCCCGCGUGGACGCGGAGACGGGAGAACAAGCCGUACUAGAAUCACAAUCGUAUGUUAUUACCAUCACCACGUGACCACGCCCCGCUCUCUCUCCACUGACUAGGAUGAGGGAGUUGACGGCUCCGGAGGCCUGUCUCCUGAUUGGCCAGCGAUCUCAGACUGUGGGCGGGGCUUCCCUGCGCUCCGUUUCCCCUCUGCUCCUGACGCCCCCUGGCGGUGUCGCGGGUGAAGGGAGGGGUUGCCGUCUGUUGCGCUGCCGAUUCGUCCAGGCCCAGAGUGCGGCUCCUGGGCCUGUGCUGUCGCGGAAGAGGCGGGCCCGGGCUCGGUUUCCGCUGCGCGUUCCCCUCUGACACGGAACAUUUCCCUCCAGUAUGUGUGUGUGAGGUCCCUCCUCCUCCUCCUCCUCCUCUGGCCAUCUUUAUUACAUUCAUUACCGCAAAGGAAGAGCGAGCCGGCCCUGCCUCGACCCACCAUCCGAGCUACCUUCAGCAGACGGGCACCGGAAGGCAUCGGGAUCCCGGGACAUGGUCAGCCGCCGCCGCCGCUGGGAUCAGGACGCGUGAUCGAUCGCUGCUCGGUGUCCAACCCAAGCCAUUUGGAUCGGUGGAUUAUCGUGGAAGACGUUCCUUUUGGUGCACGGGAGUCCUUAGCGGAAACAGUUUGCGAAUGGGAUGAAUCCGCCUUUGCUGAGCCCUCAUCAUCGUCAGCUGAGAGAAUAACAAUAUCCAGAGGGGGGCUUCUCUAGUUAUGUUUCCAUUUUUACAACACCCCAUUUGAGUCUGCUUGUCUUUAAAAAAGAAUUCAAAGUGGAGUACCGUAAACUUGAUAUGGAUGGCAAAAAGAAAGACAAGGACAAACCUGAUGAGAGGAUGGCCCGACCUAGUGGUCGGUCGGGUCAUGGCACACGUACUGGUUCCUCAAACUCUGGAGUGUUGAUGGUGGGGCCUAAUUUUAGAGUAGGGAAAAAGAUUGGAUGUGGAAAUUUUGGCGAGCUGCGAUUAGGGAAAAAUCUGUACACAAAUGAGUAUGUGGCAAUUAAACUGGAACCUAUGAAAUCCAGAGCGCCGCAGCUGCAUUUGGAAUACCGGUUCUACAAGCAGUUGGGGUCUGUUGAUGGUGUACCUCAGGUUUAUUACUUUGGUCCUUGCGGUAAAUACAACGCCAUGGUGCUAGAACUAUUGGGGCCAAGUUUGGAAGACUUAUUCGACUUGUGUGACAGAAUGUUUUCCCUCAAAACAGUCCUUAUGAUAGCCAUACAGCUGAUUUCCCGGAUGGAAUAUGUUCACUCAAAGAACUUAAUAUAUAGAGAUGUAAAGCCUGAAAAUUUUUUGAUAGGUCGUCCCGGAAACAAGAACCAGCAAAUAAUUCACAUAAUAGAUUUUGGCUUGGCUAAAGAGUACAUAGACCCAGAAACAAAGAAGCACAUACCCUACAGAGAACACAAGAGCCUUACAGGAACAGCUAGAUACAUGAGUAUAAACACGCAUUUAGGAAAAGAGCAAAGUAGAAGAGAUGACUUAGAAGCAUUAGGGCAUAUGUUUAUGUAUUUUCUAAGAGGAAGCCUACCUUGGCAAGGACUAAAGGCGGACACAUUAAAAGAAAGGUAUCAAAAAAUUGGAGAUACAAAGCGAGCGACUCCAAUUGAAGUACUCUGCGAGAAUUUCCCAGAAGAGAUGGCAACAUACUUACGCUACGUAAGACGGCUAGAUUUUUUUGAGAAACCAGACUAUGACUACUUAAGAAAAUUAUUUACAGACUUGUUUGAUCGAAAAGGAUAUAUGUUCGACUAUGAGUAUGACUGGAUUGGUAAGCAACUGCCCACCCCAGUUGGCUCCAUUCAUGCUGAUCCAGCUCUUUCAUCGAACAGAGAAGCACACCAACACAGAGAUAAGAUGCAGCAAGCCAAAAACCAGUCGGCAGACCACAGGGCAGCUUGGGACUCCCAGCAGGCCAACCCCCAUCACGUAAGAGCUCACCUUGCAGCUGACAGACAUGGUGGCUCGGUACAGGUUGUAAGUUCAACAAAUGGUGAGCUCAACACAGAUGACCCAACCGCUGGACACUCAAACGCACCUAUCACGGCCCCAGCAGAAGUUGAAGUCCUAGAUGAAACAAACUGCCAGAAAGUGUUGAACAUGUGGUGCUGUUGUUUUUUCAAGAGGAGGAAAAGGAAAACUAUUCAACGUCACAAAUGACUCUGGAGAAGGACAGACCAUGGGGAAUUACUCACUUGUUCAUCUGCUGUCCUGUGAUAACAAAAGUCAUCUCCACAAAGACCACGUUACUUUUUCUUAUUCAUAUGUCUUUCCCCUUUAAACAAUAUCAUGUUCCCAUGCUUCUGUUUGUCUUACGUUUUCUUAUGUCCAACCUUUUAGAAGCUUUAAAGUUUUGUCAUGUUAGCAUUAAUUCAAUGGACCAAUGAAGUUGGACAGACAUGAAUACCUGUCUUCAGCCAAAUGUAGUUACACCACCCUUGGGAACUGCGAGCUGUUAAUAGUUGGAUAUCCCGGAAAGAGGCUAUUUUACAUGCAAAUAGUGGAUAACGAUUGUUUGCAAAAGCUUUAAUAUAACACACUAAAAGUCUUACCCUUGGAGAUUUGCAGUUUGAUAUUGGCAAAGAUUUACAGUAUUACUGAAAUGGUACUGCAUUAAUCGAUAUUCGGCAUUGCCUCUCUCUCCACCAUGUGUGAAUGGUACAGCCGCCGGCCAGAGGUGCAGAGGACAAGCCGGUCUGGACGGGAUCAGGGAUUAGAACAAGUUCAAAGCGGUCGGAUACAGACUCCUAUGAAAAUCUUAAUUGUUUUAAUGUUGUACCUCUUGCAGUGUAAGAGAGAAGUAGAAGCCACAAGGACAGCAGUCCUUAAUGUAUAUUACAAAAAGGUGUGCUUCUUGGUAAUGUCUAGAAAAUCGAUACUUUCAUUGUCAAGAAGCUAUCGAACUGAUGUAAAAAAAAUAAAACACUACGUGGAGGAGAGGGGGGGGGGGGGGUAAGAAUUACUGAAUUAUGCAUAGUGUAGCUGGAGAGCACUUUGUUACUGCUCGUUGCAGAAGAGCUUAUUACUCCGUUAGUAGAAAUCUCUGGAUACGUCAUGUGUUUGGAGUGUAAAACCAUUUUACUCUGGUAAAAAGCAGCUAUACUGAGGGAUGCUUCACUGCCUACAGUUAGUUGGUGCUUUCAAAAUUGUUCUCACCUUGACCCAACUUUGCAGUUGUUGUAGAGCAUGUGGGAAGCAUUAGCUGGGCACUUCAUUCUCCAUCGUUUUCUUUUGUUAUGGAAGAAGUGUCUGCGUUAUGAGGGGAAGGUCUGGUUUUUUUGCUUAGUUUUUUUCUUUUUUCUUUUUUUUCCUUCCCAUUUUGGGUGUCAUAAUUUAAUCUCAAAAUUGUUGCAAAGU
Messenger RNA from Hyla sarda, 3545 nucleotides. RefSeq names its product casein kinase 1 gamma 3 (gene CSNK1G3). The transcript is spliced from 14 exons. Bases 981 to 2348 code for a protein of 455 amino acids. Gene Ontology annotation, cellular component: cytoplasm; nucleus; plasma membrane. The record is from RefSeq and is a predicted model, not a curated record. Gene Ontology annotation, biological process: peptidyl-serine phosphorylation; endocytosis; signal transduction. Gene Ontology annotation, molecular function: protein serine/threonine kinase activity; ATP binding. NCBI's taxonomy places the organism in Eukaryota, Metazoa, Chordata, Amphibia, Anura, Hylidae.